Messenger RNA from Strongyloides ratti, 834 nucleotides. Its product is annotated as Collagen alpha-5(IV) chain. The transcript has a single exon. The record is from RefSeq and is a predicted model, not a curated record. The coding region runs from base 1 to 834 and encodes 277 amino acids. NCBI's taxonomy places the organism in Eukaryota, Metazoa, Nematoda, Chromadorea, Rhabditida, Strongyloididae.
AUGCCAUUAUUUAUUUAUACAUUAGAGGAACGUUUUAAUUAUUUAUCAAAAGAUAUUCGUUAUUGUGAGGAAAGUCUUCAUAUUGGAUUAAGUUUAAUACAAAAUAUUAAAUUAGAAUCAGUUAAUUAUACUAAAUCAAGAUUUAAUAGAGUUAAAAAAAGUUUUGAAUUUACAAUUGAACCAGAGUAUAUGGAGGAAAAUUUUAAUUGUCCUUGUACAGGAAUUGGUCAAAAAGGAAUUAAAGGAAAAAAUGGAAGAAAAGGUUUAAAAGGUGUUCCUGGAAAAAAUGGUAAACCAGGUAUUCCAGCACGUGUACCAUGCCAUUAUUUUAUUGAUAUUAAAAAAGCAUGUUCUGAACCAUGUCCUACAGGAAAACAAGGAAAUAUUGGUGAAAAUGGAGAAAUGGGAGAUAAAGGAUUACCGGGACCACCAGGAAAUAAAGGUAAAAAUGGUAUACCUGGAAAAAAAGGUGACAAAGGAUUACCAGGUCCUAGAGGUAUACCAGGAUUAGAAGGAGAUGAAGGUUUACCUGGAUCUGAUGCACAAGAAACACCAUUUAUUCCAGGACCACCAGGACCUGAAGGUGAUCCAGGUAUUCCUGGAGAAAUUGGACCACGUGGAAUGCCAGGUAAUGAAGGUCCUCAAGGACCACCAGGUCCUAAAGGUCCCACUGGUGAGAAUGGUAAAAGUGGUAAACCUGGUAUGGGUGGUUUCAAAGGAUUGAUAGGAGAUCCAGGAAAAGAAGGUGAAAAAGGUGUUUGUCCAACAUAUUGUGCCAAAGAUGGUGGUGUAUUUUUUGUCCAACCACCAGAAUGGUUUUUCCAAAAACAAUAG